AUGGGGAAAAUACUGAAACGUAUAAUUUGUGUGCGGCUAGAGCAACAUCUAGAAAGACAGCAGCCGGGCUUAGCCGAAAGACACAGGUCGACAAUAGACGCCAUAAAAAAGCUAACAGACAUCGCAAGCAAGGCAAUUGAAGGAACCAGAUGGUUAUAUGGCACCAAAGAAUACUGCGUAGUUGUGACGUUCGACGUAAAAAAUGCCUUCAAUUCGGCCUAUUGGCCGCAUAUCAUGGAAGCCUUGAAACAAAAGAAGACACCACUCUACCUACUGAAGAUCAUAUCUAGCUCUCCGACAGAUUACUGCUAUAUGACACAGAAGAAGGUCCUAAAAACUACACUGUAA
Messenger RNA from Bactrocera dorsalis (oriental fruit fly), 348 nucleotides. RefSeq lists its product as uncharacterized. Bases 1 to 348 code for a protein of 115 amino acids. NCBI's taxonomy places the organism in Eukaryota, Metazoa, Arthropoda, Insecta, Diptera, Tephritidae. The record is from RefSeq and is a predicted model, not a curated record. The transcript has a single exon.